Drosophila bipectinata is the source of this 2565-nucleotide messenger RNA. RefSeq lists its product as uncharacterized. Lineage: Eukaryota; Metazoa; Arthropoda; Insecta; Diptera; Drosophilidae. The record is from RefSeq and is a predicted model, not a curated record.
UAACAAAACUAGACUAACUCAAAGAUAUAUCGCUGGCGAAGGGGACACACUUUAUUUUAAUCAAAUAACCAUGAGACUCUUUUCAAAAAAAGAAACCCUAUAUUUCAAAAAGAAACACACAGUAUCUCAGUUAACAUUUUAAAAUAAAACCUAGCUCCCAUAGCACACUUCAUAAACAACACCUAAAAUCUAAAUAAUAAACAAAUAAAAGCGUAACUUUUUUAUGAUUCUAAAUUUUAUACUCGCCAUUUUUGGAAACCAUAAAUAUUUAAAUUUUUAAAAGAUGGCGCCAAAGCUCGCUGCAACCUCGUAAAUAUUCCUUAAGGGGGAUCUGUUUCUGGGUGACUGCUGGAUCGUGCGCCCACUACGCAUCUUUCCCUCCACUUCCAGUAUAAAGAAGAUCUCAGCAGUUGCAUUCCGGGUCCGUCUUCCCACCGUGUGUGUUUGUGUAACUAUCUGUCUGUGUGUGGUGAUUAUGCACUUGUUCGAUCGAAUCCCAAGUCUGAUUUAAAAAAAAACACGGAAAGCUAAAAUGACGGGAACCAACGCUGUAAUGUUCUCCAUCACAAUCCCCACAAAAGCCGAGGAACAGCGCCUGAAAGAUGGAUACGUUCAGGUCUUAAACGGGGAGGUGGCUACCCCAGCCUCAACCAGACCUGCCAGCAGAGCUUCCACGAUCGAGAGCCUUUCCACCAUUCGAAUUGGGGAAUCCCCAGAGGAGACACCUAAGAAACCCGCAAAGGUCCAAAAACCUCCACCCACCAUCCAAAUUCAGACUCCUGAUGGCGGCUCCCGGGAUCAACUCCUGGACAUGCCAUUAGACACCGCUCAGGAGCUAGUCUUGAAGAAGAUUCUGCGAAAGUUUCACAUUCCCAAUGCCAUAUGGUUGUCCAGCUUGGAUGGCACAGCCUACAACGUCAGUUUUUCCAUGGAGUUUGAUGAACGUUACGAGAGUCUCUAUGACGCGCUCCAGGAAUGGGGCAUUGGCGAUCGCGAGGGUUCGUCAGUUUCCGUGGUCAGUUGUUUGGUGAACCGAUCCUACGUCCAGCGAGAGUCCCAGGAGGAGCAGGAGGAUCAGCCAUCAAGUAGCGAAAAUAUCAAUGCCCAGAAGCAGGGAAUCUGGAAUCGGUUUAUGAACUCGGUGCGAUCCCGCUUAAAUGUGGCCGGGAUCGUCCGGGAUGUGAGGCAGGAUGCGGCUAUAACCUUUGACUUUUGCAUACUUCUAGUAUCGGCAGCGAUCCUGGCCAGCUUUGGGUUAGUGGAAAACAGUACCAUCUUCUUGGCCUCCAGUAUGCUGAUCUCACCACUGAUGGGACCUAUAAUUGCUGCCAUUUUCGGGACUGUGAUCCAGGAUCGAUCGCUACGAAGGCUAGGCAUGCUUAAUGAGCUUAUAGGCAUCCUGACAGCCACCCUGGUUGGAUUCCUCUUCGGCCUGGUGGUGUGCACAACGAAUCAGAAGUACGCGAUCGGAGAAGGACUCACGGAAGAGAUGCUCUCCCGUUGCGAUCUUCAUUCCCUGAUUGUUGGAGUUUUUACGGCGGUUCCUUCGGGAGCAGCAGCUGCCAUCGGUAUUCUGGGCGGCAACAUAGGCUCAUUGGUGGGUGUGGCCAUAUCUGCCUCCCUACUGCCGCCGGCGGUAAACUCCGGUCUGCUUUGGGCCGUGGCCUGCGUCUACAAGUUUUUCGAGAACGAUGAAACCUUGUACAGGGAUGUGGUCAAGUCACGUCACUACUCGGAUAACCAGGCGACGGAACUGGCAGUGCUGGGGAGCAUCAGCAUGUGUCUGACCAUCUCCAACGUCCUGUGCGUCUACCUUAUGGGCAUCCUGGUGCUCAAGAUCAAAGAAAUAGCUCCGGUCAUUGGGCGAAAGAACAGGCAGUUCUGGAAGCAUGACAUUAAGCUAGCAAGGCACGGAAAUGUAGCGACGGAGGCCGAGAUAAUUGAUGAAUUGAUGGCCAAUUUGGCCACUGAAGACCAAAAGGCUUUGGGCACCAUCAACCGGCAGUUCCUAAGGCACUUGGACGAAACAGGCUAUCAGCACACAUGGUCGCCGUUAAGCAAUCGUCACAGCUAUUCGGUGCAGCCGCCUGGCGCAGCCUUCUCCACCAUUCACCGCCUGGAGGAGCUGUACACGAUGCUUGGAAACGGGCAGCUGCCGGAAGAGCGACGUCAGCGACGCAGUGUGGUCAGCCGACCAUCACAAAGAAGCCAUGAUGUUGCUAUCCAGCUAAGUCCUCCCCAGACCCGCCCUCGCUUCGCUAGCAUGCCUUCGAAGGUUGGCAAGGAUGAGUCAAUCAAGGAAAAUGUCGUCCAAGGACCUAGCCAUAAGCGGUUUACAGUCACGCCAGCGCGGGACGAUGAACAGCUGCCUUCAGAAACCCACUAAAGCCAAUUAGAGUUUCAUUUGAACAGAUUUUUGAGGGCAGCAUAUUACUCUUAAAAAGGGUAUCUUUGUGACCUUAAUUAAUCUGUGAAAUCGAAAUAUUCCAAUCGGCCAGUAUAACUGAGAUAUUUGUCUAUGUGUAAUGUGUAUUUUUGUGCAACAAUAUAACAAUUAGAAGUCUA